Molecule: messenger RNA, 2644 nt
Organism: Tachyglossus aculeatus (Australian echidna)
Lineage: Eukaryota; Metazoa; Chordata; Mammalia; Monotremata; Tachyglossidae
Gene: PRODH
Product: proline dehydrogenase 1
Exons: 14
Coding region: 169-1698 (509 amino acids)
Cellular component (GO): mitochondrion
Molecular function (GO): proline dehydrogenase activity; FAD binding
Source: RefSeq, a predicted model, not a curated record
GACGCCCCCCGGCCCGGCCCCGGCCCCAGCCCCGGCCCCGCACCGCCCGUGGACUUCCGCAACCCGCGCGAGGCGUACCGCAGCCGCACCACCGCCCAGCUGGCCCGGAGCCUGCUCGUCCUGCGCCUCUGCGCCUUCGACCGCCUCGUGGAGCACAACGAGCAGCUGAUGCGCCUGUGCCGGAGGAUCCUGGGGCAGACGCUGUUCGAGCGGUUAAUGAAGCUGACGUUCUACGGGCAGUUUGUGGCCGGGGAGGACCAGGCGUCCAUCCUGCCCCUCAUCCAGCACAACCUGGCCUUCGGCGUCGGCUCCGUCCUGGACUUUGGCGUGGAGGAGGAUCUGAGCCAAGAGCAGGCUGAGAGGCAAGAAAUGGACUCCUGUACCGCUGAAGCCGAGAAGGAUGGCAGCGGAUCGGCCCAGAGGGAGAAGCAGUACCAGGCCCACCGGGCCUUCGGGGACCGCCGCGAUGGCGUCAUUAGCGCCCGCACCUACUUCUACGCCAAUGAGGCCAAGUGCGACCAGCACAUGGAGACCUUCCUGCAGUGCAUCGAGACAGCUGGUCACUGCUCCGAAAACGGCUUCUCUGCCAUUAAGCUGACUGCUCUGGGGAGACCCCAGUUUCUGCUGCAGUUCUCUGAGGUGCUGAUGAGGUGGAGAAGGUUCUUCCAGCAGAUGGCCAUUGCGCAGGGCCAGGGCGGACUGACGGCCAUGGACACCAGGCUGGACCUGAAGAAACUGCAGGAAAUGCUGGCCGAGAUGGGCGGCGCGACCAAAGCCGAGAUCCAGCACUGGUUCACCGGAGAGCAGCUGGGGGUUUCGGGCACAGUGGACCUGCUAGACUGGAACAGCCUGAUUGACAGCAGAACCAAGAUCUCCAAACUGCUGCUGGUCCCAAAUGAGCAGACUGGGCAGCUGGAGCCCCUUCUGUCUCGCUUCACUGAGGAGGAGGACCUGCAGAUGAAGAGGCUGCUCCAGCGCAUGAACACCCUGGCCAAGAAAGCCGAAGAGGUGGGUGUCCGGCUGAUGAUAGACGCCGAGCAGACGUAUUUCCAGCCGGCCAUAAGCCGGCUGACCCGAGAAAUGCAGCGCAAGUUCAACACGGAGAAGCCCGUCAUCUUCAAUACCUUCCAGUGCUACCUCAAGGAUGCUUACGACAACGUCUCCCUGGAUGUGGAGCUGGCCCGCCGAGAGGGCUGGUUCUUUGGGGCCAAGCUGGUGCGGGGAGCCUACAUGGAGCAGGAGCGCACCCGGGCUGCCCAGGUGGGCUACGAGGACCCCAUCAACCCCAACUAUGAGGCUACCAAUGCCAUGUACCACAGGUGCCUGGACUUUGUCCUGGAGGAGAUCAAGCAGAACCGGAAGGCCAAUGUGAUGGUGGCAUCACACAAUGAGGACACCGUGCGUUUUGCACUGCAACGGAUGGAGGAGCUCAGGCUGCACCCCUCGGAGCAGAAGGUCUAUUUUGGACAGCUGCUGGGCAUGUGUGACCAGAUCAGCUUCCCGCUGGGCCAGGCCGGCUUCCCGGUAUUCAAGUACGUUCCCUACGGCCCCGUGAACGAGGUGCUGCCUUACCUAUCCCGGCGCGCGCUGGAGAACCGUGGCAUCAUGCAGGGGGCCCAGCUGGAACGCCGCCUGCUCUGGGAGGAGCUCAAGAGGCGCUUGCUGGCCGGAGAACUCUUUUACCGCCCUAUUCCCUGAGCGCUUCCCCCUUGCCGAGACAGGGGGCACGGGGACACUGGGAACCCAUGGCUCCUAACACUGAAUCUUCCCUGAAAGUGGUGAUCCCGUCCCUAACUCCGUCCUCCUCACAUCAGUGUUCGGGAGGGCGGCUGCCCAGGCCUAGCCAAGCCUACUAACAUAGCCUGGACCAGUAUCCACUCUCCCCUUCCAGGGGUCUAGGCUGCCCUGGUCCCAGCCCCUGGUCCCGGCCCAUCACCACGCUCCCUCCCCUGAUAUCUGGAUCCUGGGGGCCAAGACUGUCCCAGUCCUAGCUUCCAGCCCCUACCAGCCUCUACCCAUCACCCAGGCCCCCUGUGCCCCCUCCCCUAAUCCGGGGGCCCAGGAUUAGCUAGCCCUAGCCCCCAGCCCCUGCCCCUCACUUGUCCCUUCGGCCGGGACCCGGACUCAGCCUGGCACGGUGUUUCAGGCCUGGGUCGGCCCAGGCCGCCAAGUUUAAUUUCUGCAUCUUGUCCUCCUCCUCUUCUUCCUCCUCCUCCUACCCCGCUACCCCGGGGGCUGGCAAAGAACCCGUUGGUGCCUGGGUCGGGCAGACGGUUCGCAGGAUAGGCUUAGCCUGCCCCUGCCUCUCCAGCCCUGGGCAAGGACAGGCCUGGUUCUGACCUCAGGGUGGGAGGCCGAGGUCCGGGGGCGGUCCAGUUCCCAGGGCUGGCCUUUGGGAAGAACUGGCCUGAGCAGGUGAGUGGGGACAGGAGUGAAAGUGUCUACGCCCUCCUCUCACUGCUGUUGAGACCCCAGUCAGCCCUACGCCUCUGCUUUGCCGCUGCUUCAGUGCCUUGGCCCUCCCUGUCAGGGAAAUAGGGGAAUUGGGCCCCCACCUACCACAGGGACGUGAGGGAGGGAGGAGAACUGGUCCUGAGGUAGCUACGUCCAGGAGACCCAAUAAAGAGUUGGUCUUAGAACUGAA